CAUUAGUUGUGGAAUGAAUUACUGAUCUAAACAAAAUUAGAAAAAUGAGUAACCUCAAACUUAGAAAUAAAGUAAAGUAGAGAGAAUGCACCAUUUACGCACACGUUGGAACGAUUAUAAAGCCAAUUUUCAUGCAUCACUAUUCAACAUCAAUUCCCUCUCUAUCUUCCAUUCUAAUUCUAUUCUAUCAAACAACACCAACACAAAAACACACUAUACUACUCUGUGCAAAUGCAAAUGCAACUGUAAUAUAACAAAAAAUAACAAGAAGAGAAAACAACAAAAAAAGGAAAUAUGACUUCUGAAUUAAUUCACAGAAACCAAACAAGAGAUCGAUCUGAGAAUCAAAUCACAGAUUCAUCAUCACCAUCGUUUCGUCAAAAUUCUCCUCCUACAAGAUCGAGAAACAUGCUUAAUCGAGCCACGUUUCUUCUCAUUGGCAUAGCAAUUUCCACUUUCUACUUCCAUUUUCUCCCAUCUCGAUCCAUUUCACCUUCUCAACAUAAUCAUCAUGAUUCUUCGGUAAUCGAAACCGAGGUAACUCUUCCGACUAGGCGAGUUUUGUUAGAGGAUCACGGUACAUCACGCGAAGAAGAGAGGAAAGCGAGAGUUCCAUUGGCAAUUGGAUUGAAAAGCAAGAGACAGAAGAGAGUAUUGGUUACCGGUGGUGCUGGUUUCGUUGGUAGUCACCUUGUGGACCGUUUGAUUGAAAGAGGUGACAAUGUGAUCGUGAUUGAUAACUACUUUACUGGAAGAAAAGAGAAUGUUAUACAUCAUAUUGGUAAUCCCAAUUUUGAACUGAUUCGACACGACGUCGUUGAACCUAUUCUUCUUGAAGUUGAUCAGAUCUAUCAUUUGGCUUGCCCUGCUUCCCCUGUUCAUUACAAAUUCAAUCCUGUCAAGACCAUCAAGACGAAUGUGGUGGGGACAUUGAACAUGUUGGGAUUGGCAAAGAGAGUGGGUGCACGAUUUUUGUUGACUAGCACAAGUGAGGUAUAUGGUGAUCCACUUCAACACCCUCAAGCUGAGACUUACUGGGGAAAUGUUAAUCCAAUUGGUGUAAGAAGUUGUUACGAUGAGGGAAAACGUGUUGCUGAGACUUUGGCUAUGGACUACCAUAGAGGAGCUGGCAUUGAGGUGAGGAUUGCUCGAAUCUUCAACACAUAUGGACCAAGAAUGUGCCUUGAUGAUGGCCGUGUGGUCAGUAACUUUGUUGCUCAGGCAUUGAGAAAGGAUCCUUUGACUGUUUAUGGCGAUGGAAAACAGACAAGAAGCUUUCAAUUUGUUUCAGACUUGGUAGAAGGUUUGAUGCGGCUGAUGGAAGGUGAGCAUGUUGGGCCUUUCAAUCUUGGCAACCCUGGUGAAUUCACCAUGCUCGAACUUGCUCAGGUGGUACAAGAGACAAUAGACCCAAAUGCAAAGAUAGAGUUCAGACCAAACACAGAGGAUGAUCCACAUAUGAGAAAGCCAGACAUCUCCAAAGCAAAAGAGCUUCUUGGCUGGCAACCAACUGUGUCCCUUCGCGAGGGACUUCCUCGAAUGGUCACUGAUUUCAGGGUAAGAUUAUUUGGUGACACAAAGAGUAAUGCGGACAAAUCAGGUGCAGCUGCAGUAUAGAAUAAAACUGAGGUCCAAAAUAAAAUUAAAAGAACAAAGUUAGCGAAAAUAAACAUAUGUAUAACAACAAAAAUUAACUUAUCUGGCUUGUUUUGGAUCAAAUUAGAUAUAUACACCAUUAAUCAUCGGAUGAGAUUUAUAUAUACAUUUGGCAGAGAAAUAAACAGCACCCUGGUUAAGGGAACAAGAUGCACUUUUUUGUUGUAUUUUAUUUGUAUUUGUAUAACGUAAUUUACCAACAUGUUAUUGUGAAAUGCAGUUCUAUUUUUAUUGUGCAAC
Messenger RNA from Trifolium pratense (red clover), 1896 nucleotides. RefSeq names its product UDP-glucuronic acid decarboxylase 2-like. The record is from RefSeq and is a predicted model, not a curated record. Bases 295 to 1617 code for a protein of 440 amino acids. Gene Ontology annotation, biological process: D-xylose metabolic process. Lineage: Eukaryota; Viridiplantae; Streptophyta; Magnoliopsida; Fabales; Fabaceae. Gene Ontology annotation, molecular function: NAD+ binding; UDP-glucuronate decarboxylase activity. Gene Ontology annotation, cellular component: cytoplasm. The transcript is spliced from 7 exons.